AUGUUCUUCGACUAUACGGGAGAAGGGCAGAACCGUAAGGUGGGCAAGUUUACCGCGAAGGCGACGGUAACCCGGGUCCGGCCCUCGGGCGAGGACCUGACGCAGUGCUACUACAUCCCGUACGAGAUCAAGGACACCGACGAGUGCCGCCUGGAGGAGGGGCACCCGAUGCGGCACAAGUGCCACCGCAGCACCGUGUGCAUCAACACCGUGGGGAGCUACGAGUGUGGGUGUGCGGCCGGGUACUGGGGCGAGGAAGAGAGCGGGUCACCCUCCCUCGACAAGCCCAUCAAGAGCGAGGACGGCGCGUGCGGGGGGGAGAACUCCACGGAGUCGUGCUGUGGCACGUUCGGGUACAUGAAGGAGCGGAGGGCCGCUUGCGUGGAAGACUUCAAGUGCACCAACGACCCCUGCAAGGGCAACACGUGCGACGACAGCACGUCGCUGUGCUCAGCCGGGCAGGGGUACAAGGGCUACGAGUGCAGGUGCAAGGACGGCUUCAAGAAGGACGAGAGGGGGGACUGCGUGCGGGACGUGAGGAAGUUCGAGAACCCCUGCAGGAACAACACCUGCCCCUACCACUGCAGGUGCAGCGUGGAGGGGGAUGCCUACAAGUGCGAGCCCCGGCAUGGCUACAAGGCCUACAUCGACGGAGAGACUGUCCCCAGCGACUACUACGAGACCAUUGCCGGAGGAAAGCGGCUGGACAAGAUCACCCGCUGCGUGGACAAGCGGACCCCGGACUUUACGAUCAGGGGGCCCAACCCGAGCGUAUACCGACAGGGUGACAGCUACGAGGAGCUGGGAGUGACGAUCGACGACCGCAAUGACGACGAGAGCGAGCGCAAGAUCGGGAUACAGUACUCCACUCCCCCUGGCGCCUACCUGAAGAAGACGGGCGAGUUUACCGUGAGGUACGUUCUCGAGAACCGUCUGCUGGAGGGGGACGGCACCAUCUCCAAGAUCAGGAAGGUGGAGGUGCUGGAUGUGGACGAGUGUACCUACACCGGGCGCCACGCUGAGUUCCGACACGCCUGUUCCCCGGAGGCGGAGUGCCACAACACCGAUGGCGGGUACGAGUGUCUCUGUGCCGAGGGCUACGCCGGGGACGGUCUGACCACCGGACAGGGGUGCGUCGACGUCACCCCGCCUACCAUCACGUGUCGAGGACCAGGCUGCCACACGGCCAAUUUCCGUGCGUGCAACUCGGUCGGAAUGAUGUCGGAGGAUGGGUCGAAGAAGACGCUAACGGCAGCCCUCGACGACGCCGCCAUCGAGAGCUACAUCAAGCUGCUCAAGGGCGACCUGUGUGGUCACGGCGAUGAGGCGGCUCCCGGGGCAGCCGACGACGACGACUUUGAAGGCGAAGGCGACGCCUCCGAUAGCAGGGAGUGGAAACCCGAGGUCUGUUUCACGGCCAGCGACGUGGAGUACGGGGGAAGGGUGGUGGACCUCACCGCGAACAUCACCAGGGGAGCGCUGGAGAAGAUCCCCGGGCGCGAGAGGAUGUGGAGGGUGCCGCACAACGUCAAGGACGCCUCUGGUAACUCGGCGAAGGUGUUCUACUACAACAUCGCCGUCGAAGAGGUGGACGUCCUGGAGUCCCUCCAAGGCUCGGCAGAGAUCCUCCAGCAAGAGAUGUCCGAGCUCUUCUUCAUGCGGAUUGCCGUCGCCGCCCUCCUGGUGCUGCUGCUGUUCCCACUGGUGUGGAGGGUGCUCAUGUUCGUCCGGGUUGUGUUGGCUGCGGCGAAGGUGGUCUUCUUCCCCUACUCGAUGAUCAGCUCCAGGGAGGACUUCAAGCUGGGGUAG
This is a messenger RNA of Ectocarpus siliculosus, 1809 nucleotides long. Lineage: Eukaryota; Phaeophyceae; Ectocarpales; Ectocarpaceae. The record is from the annotation of a GenBank genome assembly.